AUGUCUGAAGAUGAUGAUGAACAGGGAUUUAGAAUAUACUCAGAAGAUGAAUUGAAUAGUAAACUAAAGAAAGAAUUACUUUUGAUUUGUCAAUCAUUGAAUUAUUCACAAAAGCCAAAUCAAGGUGUCCGAUACACAAAGAUUGUACUCCAAGUCUCAAUAGUACAAAUAAUGACAAUAUUUUUAUACAAAUUAAUCAACUCCGAUUUGGAUUGUCAAGUUCAUGCAAGUGACUAUUUGAAUAUGUUUCAAAAUAUCUGA
This is a messenger RNA of Cavenderia fasciculata, 261 nucleotides long. RefSeq lists its product as uncharacterized. NCBI's taxonomy places the organism in Eukaryota, Evosea, Eumycetozoa, Acytosteliales, Cavenderiaceae. The record is from RefSeq and is a predicted model, not a curated record. The transcript has 3 exons. Bases 1 to 261 code for a protein of 86 amino acids.